CAGCGCCUCAAUGUAGAAGGUUUUCAAGUGACACAAAAUUUAAAAAUCUGAGUUUAUCAAAGUGCGCUAAGUUUUAGUUAUGAUUACAUCAUAUUUUCCAAAAUGUGUGGCCGUUUUUGCCCUCUCUGUCCUGAGUGUCGGUGCGCUGGACACUUUUAUUGCUGCAGUGUACGAGCAUGCUGUUAUAUUACCAAACGGAACACAAACACCUGUUCCAAAAGAAGAGGCUUUGCUCCUGAUGAACAAGAACAUAGAUGUUUUGGAGAAAGCAGUUAAACUGGCAGCCAGGCAGGGUGCACAUAUCAUUGUGACCCCAGAAGAUGGAAUUUAUGGCUGGGUCUUCACAAGGGAGACAAUUUACCCCUACCUAGAGGAUAUCCCACACCCUGAAGUGAACUGGAUUCCAUGUAGAGACCCCCAGAGGUUUGGCCACACCCCAGUACAAGAGAGGCUCAGCUGCCUGGCCAAGGACAACUCUAUCUACGUCGUGGCAAAUAUUGGGGACAAGAAGCCAUGCAAUGCCAGUGACCCUGAGUGUCCGCCUGACGGUCGUUACCAGUACAACACUGACGUGGUGUUUGAUUCUGAGGGCAGGCUGGUGGCGCGCUACCAUAAGUACAAUCUUUUUGCGCCUGAAAUUCAAUUUGAUUUCCCCAAGGAUUCAGAGUUCGUGACUUUUGACACUCCCUUCGGGAAGUUUGGCAUUUUCACCUGCUUUGACAUUUUUUCUCACGACCCGGCCGUGGUGGUGGUCAAUGAGUUUCAAGUGGACAGCGUCCUCUACCCGACGGCCUGGUACAACACGCUGCCCCUCCUCUCCGCUGUUCCCUUCCAUUCGGCGUGGGCCAGAGCCAUGAGGGUCAACCUGCUUGCUGCCAACACCCACAACACCAGCAUGCACAUGACCGGGAGUGGAAUCUACGCACCGGAAGCAGUCAAGGUGUACUACUAUGACAUGGAAACGGAGAGUGGCCAGCUGAUGCUCUCAGAGUUGAAGUCCCGGCCUCGGCGUGAAACCACCUACCCUGCAGCCGUUGACUGGAGUGCUUAUGCCAGAGGCGUCAAGCCGUUCCCGUCUGAGCAACCGGAUUUUCCAGGGAUGAUCUAUUUUGAUGAGUUCACCUUCACUGAGCUUCAGAAGAACACAGGAAAUUACACAGUUUGCCAGAAAGACCUGUGUUGUCACUUAACUUACCAGAUGUCUGAGAAGCGAACCGAUGAGGCGUAUGCGCUUGGGGCUUUUGACGGCCUGCACACAGUGGAAGGCCAAUACUACUUGCAGAUAUGCACAUUACUCAAGUGUCAAACCACCGAGCUGAGAACUUGCGGGGAGCCUGUGGGGUCAGCAUUUACCAGGUUUGAAGAAUUUUCCCUCAGCGGCACUUUCGGAACGAGUUACGUUUUCCCACAGCUCAUUCUAAGUGGGAGUCAGCUUGCCCCGGAGAGACAUUACGAGGUUUCACAAGACGGACGUCUGAGGAGCCGAGGCGGAGCCCCUUUGCCUGUCUUAGUGAUGGCCCUGUAUGGAAGAGUGUUUGAGAAGGACCCUCCGCGCUUAGGGCAGGGACCUGAGAAAUUACAACGACCCCCUUCACUCGCACCUUUUCAAGAUUAGCCCGGCAAAGAGAGGGAGAAAAGAAAGAGAGCCCUUAGUUUCUGUUUAGAAGAGAUGUCAUAGAUUUGCUGAAACAACAAACUUAAGAAGAUUUUAAAAAUGAUAGAUGUGUGUACCAAUUUUACAUUUUACCUGUUUGAUACAGCACAAACAUUUAUGGGAGCUGCAUUUACCUUCCAUGUGGGUGCAUUUAAGUACGUGUGAGUAUGUAUAGGGAUAGUGCACCAUAUAUUUCAAUGGGAGGGGGCCUGGAAAAAUCCUUUUGUGGUAACUGCUCUAAUGUAUGUAAAUGUUGUUUCUAUCAUUUGUAAACACACAGGGCAGGUGUUGAAUUUACAGAGGGUAUUUGAUCUAAUCGCUUAAGAUACAGGAAGCGAAAAAACAAAGGGCAUCUAUUUUUUUUGUGUGAGGAAGAUUGCCACUGAGCUAACAUCUGUUGCCAAUAUUCCUCUUUGUGCUUGAGGAAGAUUGUCACUGAGCCAGUAUUUGUGCCAAUCUUCCUCUAUUUCAUGUGGGA
Molecule: messenger RNA, 2132 nt
Organism: Equus quagga
Lineage: Eukaryota; Metazoa; Chordata; Mammalia; Perissodactyla; Equidae
Product: vascular non-inflammatory molecule 3-like
Exons: 7
Coding region: 80-1615 (511 amino acids)
Molecular function (GO): hydrolase activity, acting on carbon-nitrogen (but not peptide) bonds, in linear amides
Source: RefSeq, a predicted model, not a curated record